This is a messenger RNA of Trichobilharzia regenti, 300 nucleotides long. Lineage: Eukaryota; Metazoa; Platyhelminthes; Trematoda; Strigeidida; Schistosomatidae. The record is from the annotation of a GenBank genome assembly.
AUGUUUGUCAAAAGAAUAGAAGGUUUCAUACUGUUUUGUGUGUGUUUGGCAACUUUAUUGUCUUCUACAGACUGUACACGGUUGUUAGAAUGCAAUAUACCUGCUUGCGAACAAUGCAGUGUGACACAAAGAUUCACUGUAGACGAAUGUUGUUCAAGCGCCGAACUUCAAAGUGUUUGUGAAAGGUGUGAAGAAAUUUAUGGAACUGUAGGACAACUUUCAGAUUGUCUGUCCUCCUUCGCUGGUUUGAGACCGAAACGACGAGGUAUGAUUGGCAAACGUAGAGGAUUUUUGGGUUGA